AUGAUACAAAAAGCAAAUGGUCUCGAUGAUACUGUUCGUCGAGUCUUGGAGGACAACGGGGAAGAGCUUCUACGGAUAUGGAACCAUCAUAAGUACGGCGAUGAUCUUCAUAGGGCCUGGAAAGAAUCUAGUGCGCUGGCCGAGUUGGAAAGGCUCCUGGCGCGACUCGAACAACAUUCUCAACCUGGCCUGAAACGGAAGAGAGAAAAGGAGGAUGACGGCAGGACCACGGCUUCAUUGCAAAGUACGUCCAGCGGUCGCUAUACCAUUUCACCUGUUUUCAGGAUUACGGAGAUUCCUGACGUGGAUACGGAGAUCGUGCUUGGUGACAGCGAGACCACUGCUCUACCUCAAAGGAGCAUCUUAUCCCCAACUCGUGCACCGAUACCCUUGCCUCAUUCAACACCGCGCCUGAUGGACCAUUAUUUCAAGUAUACGCAUUGCUUUUUCCCCAUACUGGACAGACCUUACACACUCAAGAAGUACUUCGAAUAUAGUCGAGCAAGUAAUCCUCUACCUCCACAGAGCUCCGACCUUGCCUACAUAUGGGCCAUGUGUGCAUACACCAAACAGCAGAUAUUACGCCAGGGUGCCUCGAGCACUGGGCCUGAGGAUGCAACCGUUGCCAAGAUGCGGACGAUAGCCAGAAGCCUGAUACCAACAGAAUCUGGUCCCUUCUUUCUUGGUCAUGUGCAAGCACUACUCCUGCUCACCUUGCUCGAUCUUGGAAACGGGAAGGACUCUGCUGCCUGGAUCUUAGUUGGGUUCGCAGUACGAAUUCUACUUGAUAGGAUCGAUACGACAGGCGACUACCGUACGAGAUGGACUGCAGCCUUACAAGGCUGUUUUUUCCUGGAUACAUUCCUCUCCAUGCAGUUGAGAAAACCACCACAUUUGCAAACCGAGUAUAUAAUGCACACACAAUCGCUUCACGAAGAUGGACAUGAGGAAUGGGAGCCAUGGGAAGUGGCCGUAGGGGACACUCUCGGUCCCCGGCCGCCAGCCUUUGUCCUUAGCUGUUUCAACCGUUUGACGGAGCUUUCCAUCUUUGCCAACAGCUCGCUCAAGAGCGAGUUUUGUCACGUUCCCACAGAAUCACCGUCGACACAAGCUUGCUCCGAUAUACCAAGAUUACAGGAAUUGGCAGAGAGGUACCCUUUCCACAUCAUGCAGAUCGAACCACGACCACCUCAUCAGAUGCUGUUGCAAGCAUGUCAUUUCGCCAUCACGGCCCUGGUGUCGCCGCUUUCUGCCACUACCCGAGCGGUCUUCAAAACGAAGUUUCUUGAGACUCUGGGAUUGUUCGAACUUACCUGGAACACGCCUGAGAGAUGCGGUAUUCCCUCAGUAUUGACGGCGCUUUUUCAUCUGAUCCACCGACUCGAACCGCACGACUUGGUAUCUGAUAGUCUCAAUCGGACUGUGUUGAGCCUGAUGUCCAUCUGGCCGGCUUUUGCGCCGUAUGCAGUUCAUUCUGACCCUCAGAUUGUUACCCAAGGAACAUUGGGCCAUGCGGACUUCACAAAUGAUUAUGAACCUGAAGACGUGCUUCGAUAUACAAGAGCCUUUGCCUCAUUAUCAGCUGUGCCGCCAAAGCACUCCAUGAACUACGUGCCUGGCGGAAUGGUCCCAAUUGAAGUAACACAAGACGGUCAUUCAACAAAGGAUAUCCAGUAUCCUGACGCAGCUCUAUUUGACGCCCCAGCUGAGUCGACUUUAUACACAUCUUCGAUGACGAUGGAUUAUGGAGCCAUGAAUAUUGAUGUGCCGCAACAUAACUUCAACUCUGUAUCGAUGAGUGACCACAAUGCCAGAAAACCAGCGACGGCAUCCCACAACUUUGACGGGGAUGAGAUCGAUGCUCUGUUCCUCGAAAUGGCACAACUCGACAUCACUCAAUGGACGAUGGAUCGGACACAAAAUCUCAGAGACUUCGGCUUCGCGGACGACUCGACCUUUGAGGCAUUCUGCAACGAUCCUGAUCGGUUGAUGCUGGGUGAAGGAUACUUGGUUCCGGCCUCCCAGAACGACCACGGGGUCACCUAUGGCACACAGACAACAUUCUCGGCUGAUGCCGGUCGUCAAGGAUCUGCCCACGCCCCUGAGCAAAGAACAUUUGACAGUUAUGGGGAUCCUUGGUGA
Molecule: messenger RNA, 2142 nt
Organism: Capronia coronata CBS 617.96
Lineage: Eukaryota; Fungi; Ascomycota; Eurotiomycetes; Chaetothyriales; Herpotrichiellaceae
Exons: 1
Coding region: 1-2142 (713 amino acids)
Biological process (GO): DNA-templated transcription; positive regulation of transcription by RNA polymerase II
Molecular function (GO): DNA binding; zinc ion binding; DNA-binding transcription factor activity
Source: RefSeq, a predicted model, not a curated record